This is a messenger RNA of Lipotes vexillifer (Yangtze River dolphin), 3399 nucleotides long. It is a transcript of the gene ATP11C, whose product is annotated as ATPase phospholipid transporting 11C (ATP11C blood group). The transcript has 29 exons. Gene Ontology annotation, cellular component: endoplasmic reticulum; plasma membrane; recycling endosome. Gene Ontology annotation, biological process: phospholipid translocation. NCBI's taxonomy places the organism in Eukaryota, Metazoa, Chordata, Mammalia, Artiodactyla, Lipotidae. The record is from RefSeq and is a predicted model, not a curated record. Gene Ontology annotation, molecular function: ATP hydrolysis activity; ATP binding; ATPase-coupled intramembrane lipid carrier activity. Bases 1 to 3399 code for a protein of 1132 amino acids.
AUGAAGAGGGUCCCAUCUUUCCCUCCUGCCUCUGAGUGUGCUGGAGAAGAGAAACGAGUUGGUACACGCACAGUAUUUGUUGGCAAUCAUCCAGUUUCAGAAACAGAAGCAUACAUUGCACAAAAAUUUUGUGAUAAUAGAAUAGUCUCAUCUAAGUAUACACUUUGGAAUUUCCUUCCAAAGAAUCUGUUUGAACAGUUUAGAAGAAUUGCAAAUUUUUAUUUUCUCAUCAUUUUCCUUGUACAGGUCACAGUAGACACACCAACUAGCCCAGUUACCAGUGGACUUCCACUUUUCUUUGUUAUAACUGUUACAGCCAUCAAACAGGGAUAUGAGGAUUGGCUGAGGCACAGAGCUGACAAUGAAGUCAACAAGAGCACUGUUUACAUUAUUGAAAAUGCAAAGCGAGUGAGAAAAGAGAGUGAAAAAAUCAAGGUCGGUGAUGUAGUAGAAGUACAGGCAGAUGAAACCUUUCCCUGUGAUCUUAUUCUUCUAUCAUCCUGCACAAUUGAUGGAACCUGUUAUGUUACUACUGCAAGUCUUGAUGGGGAAUCCAAUUGCAAGACACAUUAUGCAGUACGUGACACCAUUGAACUGUGUACAGCUGAAUCCAUUGAUACCCUCAGAGCAGCAAUUGAAUGUGAACAGCCUCAACCUGACCUCUACAAGUUUGUUGGCCGAAUCAGUAUCUAUAGUAAUAGUCUUGAAGCUGUUGCCAGGUCUUUGGGACCUGAAAAUCUCUUGUUGAAAGGAGCUACACUAAAAAAUACCAAGAAGAUAUAUGGAGUUGCUGUUUACACUGGAAUGGAAACCAAAAUGGCAUUGAACUACCAAGGGAAAUCUCAGAAACGUUCUGCUGUUGAAAAAUCCAUUAAUGCCUUCCUGAUUGUGUAUUUAUUUAUCUUACUGACCAAAGCUGCAGUAUGCACUACUCUAAAGUAUGUUUGGCAAAGUACUCCAUAUAACGAUGAACCUUGGUAUAACCAAAAGACCCAGAAAGAGCGGGAGACUUUGAAGGUUUUGAAAAUGUUUACCGACUUCCUGUCGUUUAUGGUUCUGUUCAACUUUAUCAUUCCUGUCUCCAUGUAUGUCACAGUAGAAAUGCAAAAAUUCUUGGGCUCCUUCUUCAUUUCAUGGGAUAAGGACUUUUAUGAUGAAGAAAUCAAUGAAGGAGCUCUAGUUAACACAUCAGACCUUAAUGAAGAACUUGGUCAGGUGGAUUAUGUAUUUACUGAUAAGACUGGAACACUCACUGAAAAUAGCAUGGAAUUCAUUGAAUGCUGCAUAGAUGGGCAUAAGUAUAAAGGUGUAACUCAGGAGGCUGAUGGACUCUCUCAAACUGAUGGACCCUUACCGUAUUUUGACAAGGCAGAUAAGAAUCGAGAAGAGCUCUUUCUGCGUGCCUUGUGUUUAUGUCAUACUGUAGAAAUUAAAACAAAUGAUGCUGUUGAUGGAGUUACAGAAUCAGCUGAAUUAACCUAUAUGUCCUCUUCACCAGAUGAAAUAGCUUUGGUUAAAGGAGCUAAAAGGUAUGGGUUCACGUUUGUAGGAAUGCAGAAUGGUCAUAUGAGAGUAGAGAACCAAAGAAAAGAAAUAGAAGAGUAUGAACUUCUUCACACCUUAAACUUCGAUUCUGUCCGCCGUCGUAUGAGUGUAGUUGUGAAAACUCAAUCAGGAGACAUACUUCUCUUUUGUAAAGGAGCCGACUCAGCAGUUUUCCCCAGGGUGCAAAAUCAUGAAAUUGAGUUAACUAAAGUCCACGUGGAACGUAACGCAAUGGAUGGGUAUCGGACACUUUGUGUAGCCUUCAAAGAAAUUGCUCCAGAUGAUUAUGAAAGAAUUAACAGACAGCUCAUAGAGGCAAAAAUGGCCUUACAAGACAGAGAAGAAAAAAUGGAAAAGGUUUUUGAUGAGAUUGAGACAAACAUGAAUUUAAUUGGAGCCACUGCAGUGGAAGACAAGCUACAAGAUCAAGCCGCUGAGACCAUUGAAGCCCUGCACGCAGCAGGUCUGAAAGUCUGGGUGCUUACUGGGGACAAGAUGGAGACAGCCAAAUCUACCUGCUAUGCCUGCCGCCUUUUCCAAACCAGCACCGAGCUCUUGGAACUGACCACCAAAACCAUCCAAGAAAGCGAACGGAAAGAAGAUCGAUUACAUGAGUUGUUGAUUGAAUAUCGUAAAAAGUUGCUGCAUGAAUUUCCUAAAAGUACUAGAAGCCUUAAAAAAGCAUGGACAGAACAUCAGGAAUAUGGAUUAAUCAUUGAUGGCUCCACGUUGUCUCUCAUAUUAAAUUCUAGUCAAGACUCUGGUUCUAACAAUUACAAAAGCAUUUUCCUACAAAUUUGUAUGAAGUGCACUGCAGUGCUCUGCUGUCGGAUGGCACCGUUACAGAAAGCCCAGAUUGUGAGAAUGGUGAAGAAUUUAAAAGGCAGCCCAAUAACACUGUCGAUAGGUGAUGGUGCCAAUGAUGUUAGUAUGAUCUUGGAAUCCCAUGUGGGCAUAGGUAUCAAAGGCAAAGAAGGUCGCCAAGCAGCCAGGAAUAGUGAUUAUUCUGUCCCAAAGUUUAAACAUUUAAAGAAACUGCUGUUGGCUCACGGACACCUAUAUUAUGUGAGAAUAGCACACCUUGUACAGUAUUUCUUCUAUAAGAACCUUUGUUUCAUUUUGCCACAAUUUUUGUACCAGUUCUUCUGUGGAUUCUCACAACAGCCACUGUAUGAUGCCGCUUACCUUACAAUGUACAAUAUCUGCUUCACAUCCUUGCCCAUCCUGGCCUACAGUCUACUGGAACAGCACAUCAACAUUGACACUCUGACCUCAGAUCCCCGAUUAUAUAUGAAAAUUUCUGGAAAUGCCAUGCUACAGUUGGGCCCCUUCUUAUAUUGGACAUUUCUGGCUGCAUUUGAAGGAACAGUGUUCUUCUUUGGGACUUAUUUUCUUUUUCAGACUUCAUCCUUAGAAGAAAAUGCAAAGGUAUAUGGAAACUGGACUUUUGGAACCAUUGUUUUUACAGUCUUAGUGUUCACCGUAACUCUGAAGCUCGCCUUGGAUACUCGUUUCUGGACAUGGAUAAACCACUUUGUGAUUUGGGGUUCUUUAGCGUUUUAUGUAUUUUUCUCAUUCUUCUGGGGAGGAAUUAUAUGGCCUUUUCUCAAACAACAGAGAAUGUAUUUUGUAUUUGCUCAAAUGCUGUCUUCUGUAUCCACAUGGUUGGCCAUAGUUCUUCUAAUAUUUAUCAGCCUUUUCCCUGAGAUUCUCCUGAUAGUAUUAAAGAAUGUAAGAAGAAGAAGUGCCAGGAGAAAUCUGAGCUGUAAAAAGGCAUCUGACUCAUUAUCCACCAGACCUUCAGUCAGACCUCUUCUUUUACGAACAUUCUCAGACGAAUCUAAUAUAUUGUAA